ACUUCAUUUAUUGUAAGUCAGUUUCGUUUCGUUUUCAGGAGCGGUUGUUCAUUUUUAACUCGAUUUAAACGAAAAACGCAAUGGCUCCUUUCAAAUGCCGUUUCUGCCCAGGGGAGUUCGGCUCUUCCUCUGAACUCACAUCUCACCAGACAUCGACCCAUGUAACACUCACGACGAAAUUCCAGUGCUGUCUUUGCAGUCGUACUUUCUUCAACGACAGGGACGUCGCGGAACACAUUAAAAUCGAGGGAUUCGGUCACCAGACGUUCCGCUCCCACGUCCUGUUCAAAUGUCCUCAUUGCGAUUUCGCCAAAGAAGACAGGUCCGAACUCCCGGACCACCUGGGGCAAUGCCAUCAGAAGAGGAUGGAGUGUCCGUCCUGCGAGACUCUCCAACUGGGCCUCCUGUCUUGCACGGGAUGCGGACUUCAUUACUUCAACCUCAAAGGGCUGGCGAACCACAUCGCCUUGAAACACUGCAGGGAGGAGAACGGAAGCAGGAGAAAAAGCCCAAAGUCUUUUUUCUUCUACUGCGCCUUUUGCCCGUCGAGAACCACACUUUUGCCGGAGUUCUCUCACCAUCUCCUUUCCAGCCAUAGGCAGCAGAUAAUAAAAAUAGGCUCCCACUGCUGUCAGUUACACAAGCGGAAAUAAUUUAUCCAAAUCAUGGACACAGAGCGUACUUGAGACAACCAAGAAUUUGUUUUAUUAACAACACUGUUA
Molecule: messenger RNA, 722 nt
Organism: Cimex lectularius (bed bug)
Lineage: Eukaryota; Metazoa; Arthropoda; Insecta; Hemiptera; Cimicidae
Product: zinc finger protein 64 homolog, isoforms 3 and 4-like
Exons: 2
Coding region: 81-653 (190 amino acids)
Source: RefSeq, a predicted model, not a curated record